AGACCAACCUCCAAACUCUCUCUCUCUCUCUCUCUCUCUCUCUCUCUCUCUCAGGUUCAUUUGUUUUCAAGGGUCCCUAUGUCAUGCUCUCUCAGGUUCCUUCCCCUAUUUUAAAUGGGUCCCUCUGUCAUGUGUAGCAAAUAGUCAUAAUUUGAAUAUUCAAUAUCUAUCUCUUGUUGUUUAGUUCACCAACAGCAGUUUUUAUAGAAUUAGGUGAGGUAGUUAUACCUUCUCAAUACUUUAUCUCCUUUGAACCUGACUUUAUUACCAUUGAUUAUCCUUUGUUCUUCUAGAGUCCAAAUGUGACUGGUUCUCAUAAAAGAAACCAGACCCUUUCUUCUCUUUUGCUUAUUAUCAUCGAUGGGUUUUUGAUUUUUUGCACAAGCUGUGUUUGAUCUUUGGCUUCUUUGGUGCUGUUGGUGGGUUAGAUUGGAGUGGGCAAUCUGUCUUUGGUGCUGUUGUGGAUUUGAGGCUCUGUUACUAUGAUAGUGGUAUCUGUUUUUGCUUCAUUUUUGUUGCAUUUAAGUAUUGGAUUAAUAAGGUUUGGAAAGUGAUGUUCUAUCCUUUUUUCAUUUCUGUUUCUAGAAAUCAUGUUCAUAUUAUGGCAGUUGUGAAUCAAUUGAAGCAUUCAAUUUGGUUGGUAUGAACUAGUUUGGUGAUUUAAAUCACAUCUGGAAUUAGAGUUUGCAAUUUUGACUGCUCAGGGAUGGAGUAGAUCUUCAUGAACUAUUCCUGAUAAAUUCUGCUCGAAAUUCAACAAGUUUGAAAGUUCUAUAUCUGAAUUUCAUUAGUUUUGGAUUGGUUUGCGGCGAAAACAGAUGAAGAUAUACAGAAUUACUUCAGGGAUUUUGGGUUUUUCUUGUGGGAUUCUUGUUUUCGCAUUGGGCUUAGUGCUGUUGGGAGCUUUUUACAGUUCUUUUUUUCAUGGUGAGUUUUCGGAGAUAAGCAAUGACACCAUUGAGUUUUCGUUUGCGGCUCCAGCUGUAUUAAAAGGGUCUGGCUUCCCACCAGUUCUCGCUUACUGGAUCUCUGGUCAUAAAGGGGAUAAUGAGAAGAUUUUGAGGCUGUUGAAGGCAGUUUAUCAUCCUAGAAACCAGUACCUUUUGAGUCUUGAUGCUAGUUCCUCAGAUUAUGAAAGAAGCAAAUUAGCUCUGUCAGUUCAAUCUGAAAUGAUCUUUCGAGCUUUUGGAAAUGUUAAUGUUGUUGGCAGAAGUUACCCUCUUAACCUUAUGGGAUCCUCAGCUCUUGCAGCAACACUUCAUGCCGCUUCCCUACUUCUAAGGAUCAAUAGGGAUUGGGAUUGGUAUAUCCCACUAAGUGCCUCUGAUUAUCCAAUUAUGUCUCAAGAUGAUCUCCUUCAUGCCUUCACAUUCUUACCAAGGGAUCUGAACUUCAUCGACUACUCUACUAACUCAGGGUGGAAGAAGAGGCAAGGGAUUAAUCACAUUGCUAUGGACCCAAAUCUUUAUUUUAAAGAGAAUACACAGAUUUUCUUUGCUUCUGAAGUCCGAGCAACACCAGAUGCCUUCCAGAUUUAUGGAGGUUCUCCAUGGUUCAUUCUCAGCAGAGCCUUCAUGGAUUACUGUGUACAUGGGUGGGACAACCUCCCAAGGAAACUACUCAUGUACUUCACCAAUGUGGCCUACCCACUUGAAUCCUACUUUCAUACAGUCCUCUGCAACUCCCCUGAAUUUCAGAACACUAGUGCAAACAAUGAUCUGAGGUUCAUUGAAUGGAACAACCCUUCAGACAUGGAAACAAAUUUUCUCAAUCUGUCUCAUUAUAAAAGAAUGGUACUAAGUGGGUCAGUCUUUGCAAGACCAUUUCAAGAAGGCAAUCUGUUGCUUCAGAAAGUGGAUGAAAUCAUACUGAAACGCCGGCCAGAUGGAUUUGUCCCUGGAAAGUGGUGUUUGGACACAGGAAUGAAU
Macadamia integrifolia is the source of this 1928-nucleotide messenger RNA. RefSeq names its product beta-glucuronosyltransferase GlcAT14A-like. Gene Ontology annotation, cellular component: membrane. The record is from RefSeq and is a predicted model, not a curated record. Gene Ontology annotation, molecular function: glucuronosyltransferase activity. NCBI's taxonomy places the organism in Eukaryota, Viridiplantae, Streptophyta, Magnoliopsida, Proteales, Proteaceae.